ACAGUGCGCAGUGUGCACGGACAGCUCCACGGUGCUGCUCGGCUUAGCUCUUGUUCUGCCAUUGUUUCGCGUGACUGUCUCGGCAGAAACCUUCAAAACAAGCCCAAAAGAGCAGUAAUGGACGAAUGACAACAGGCUUGUCUACGGUGCUCCAUCCCCGACAACAGAUCCAGGAUGCUGCUGCUCUCCAACCCGCGAUGGGCUAGUGCUGGCCGGGCCUCGCUCCUGCUUGUAGCCGCGGUGCUGCUCCAUGUCACCUCAGCAAGUCUCGAAGCUGUUCCCAGAUGCCCUUCCCGUAUAGACUGUGCCAAAGCGGGACGACACUUCUGCCGGACUGGCUCCUCCAAGUGUGGUCCCUGUCUCUACGCCCUGGAAGAGAACGAUGAGGAGCUCUGCGUACCUCGGAAAAAACACCAUCAAAAACAUGUAAAAGGUUACCCUGACCUUGAUGAAGAGAUCGACUACCUACACUCCGUCAUUGAAAAACAGCAAGUGUCAGAAGUCAGACAAGAGCAGAAACAAUCCAACCAUUUUGCUGCUAUCUCAAUCGAGUCAAAUAUCAGGACAACACAACCACAUCCUCCACCUGCUCCCAAAGAGAAAAUCUCAAAAGUCCAAACUUUCACCAAAACCCCGGUUGAUGGAACUACUGCACAGCCCACUACCAGACCCACUAAACCCACCGGAGUGGAACCUCGACUAGAUCCAGUAAUAGUAACUCCAAAUACCAGAUCAGACCAAAUUGUUAUCAUCCUGGUCUCAGUGUGUGUGGUAGGGGGGACGGUGGCAGUGAUUCUGUCAGCUGUCUGUGCUGUUAAGUUACGGAGAGAUUCACGCUUGACUGAGAAGGUGGACUACCCUGCAUUUGGAGGAGCCACUGUCGCCCCUGUGAAUGGCAAUGGACCUGCACCUCUUGAUCAUACCUUGGCCCAAAACGCUCAGAUGUUCCACUAUCAGCAUCAGAAACAGCAGAUGCUCUCAAUGGGGAAACAAAAGCCUGAAGCAAAAGCUGUUGACACCGACGUUACGUCAGAUGAGGAAGAAGUGGGAGGAGACUUUACAGUCUACGAAUGUCCCGGACUCGCUCCGACUGGAGAAAUGGAGGUGAAGAACCCUUUGUUUGAUGACUCAAGUCUACCAUAUCAGGGCAAUCACAAGUGAAUGCAAAAAGAACCCACACAUAAGGAUGCUCAUGGGAUAAAACCACUUGAUUUGACACUGCAUGCACGAUAAUCAAAAUUGUGGCAGAGGACAUAAGCUGAUUCCUGAAUGUCUCCUCUCUCCCUUUACUGUCCGCUUUUUUAUAAAUCCACAUAUGUAUAGUAGGUAGCUUGUUAAUUUAUUUCACUUUCUUGUCAAUUUUAAUGGUGUUUUAUCUUUCUAUGAAUGGCAUCUUUUACACUACAACAAAUACCCUUAUUUUUGCAGCUACUUCCAAAGAAUGUGUAACAAAACCCACAUAAGCUGAGAAACAGGUGUACCCCUUAUACUUUUGUCAUGCAUUUCUGGCACUUCUCUCCUAACAGAUAUCCAGCAACAUCCCACAAAUAAACACGACCAUUUAUUUUAUUUCUGUAGGCAUUAUAAUGGUAUAUGGAUUUUCUUUUAAAAGCAAGUGCUUGUCUGUUGCAUGGUUUGACUGUACAGUGUUUGGAACAAUGCUUCUGCCUCCUAUCUUGUAUUGUUGCUGGAGGAAUGUAAAGUGAACUCUAAGCACUUUUAAAGCCAGAUAUCAGUCUAUAUGGUGACGGUGUGGCCAGUAAACUAUCUUGUAAAAUGUUUCCUUUCUCCCCCCUGUUCGCCUGUCCAUCCAAAGCUAGCUUAGUGCUGCAGAAUGUACAUACAAAAAGAGUGAAAGCAUUCACUUUUUAUAGAUAUUUGUACACACGCACACUGAGGACUGGAAAUAAAACUUUUUACCACAUAUCAAACUCAA
Molecule: messenger RNA, 1936 nt
Organism: Periophthalmus magnuspinnatus
Lineage: Eukaryota; Metazoa; Chordata; Actinopteri; Gobiiformes; Gobiidae
Gene: npdc1a
Product: neural proliferation, differentiation and control, 1a
Exons: 9
Coding region: 175-1161 (328 amino acids)
Cellular component (GO): membrane
Source: RefSeq, a predicted model, not a curated record